Molecule: messenger RNA, 4662 nt
Organism: Salvelinus fontinalis (brook trout)
Lineage: Eukaryota; Metazoa; Chordata; Actinopteri; Salmoniformes; Salmonidae
Product: zinc finger protein 79-like
Exons: 3
Coding region: 248-1780 (510 amino acids)
Biological process (GO): regulation of transcription by RNA polymerase II
Molecular function (GO): RNA polymerase II cis-regulatory region sequence-specific DNA binding; DNA-binding transcription factor activity
Source: RefSeq, a predicted model, not a curated record
UUCAGUUGGUUGCGAUUCGCCAAUAGAAAUGUAAAGAAGAAGUAAAUGGAAGUGAACAUGACCAAGAACAAUUUCCACGAUAGCGUUUUUAUUUAGAUAUUAACACCACAGAACUCAAAAUUACUAAUUUAACUGCACAGCAUCACAUACCUGCUCCGGGUAGUCAUUAAUUCGUGUUGGAGACAGGACUUGGUUGAUAGAUGUUAUCUAGGUAACUAAGCUAUAUAGCAGUUAACGUUAGCUAACAAUGGCUAACUGUGUGGUUUCUCACACUCAAAUAGCCUCCAUUAUGGAGGUGCUAGCGAAUGCCGCCGUGGCAGAGAUCUGUAAACUCGUAGACGACGACUAUGUAGUGUUUCGUUUGGAAAUUUCUCAAAGCCAGAAAGAAAACAGGGGAUUGCGGAGGAAACUACAGCUUCUCGAACUGAAGAUGGCACGGGAGCGCGCAGAGAGGACAAGGCGAGAGCGCGUCCUCACCAGUCCUCCCAGUAGUGUCAAUAUUCUCGAUGGACACAGAGGAAUGGCAAGAGGUGAAGGACAUCUCACUGGAGGCCACAGGAGCUUUGUGAAGCCAGCAGGACACAAUACAUGGAUAGAUGACCAACCAAUCACUGUUGAUGAGGGGAGGGGAACCUCAACCCAGCACGUUAUCGUGAUAGAGUCUGCAGAUGCAGAGGCUGCAGGUUCUGGGGUCAAGCUGGAGAGGCAUGAAAGAGAGGAGGACCCAUGGCAUAGCAGAGACACCCAGACUCGAGCGGCUGUAGAGCCCAAUGUAGCCACAAAGGACUCCCCCACCAUCGCCCCAGCGCCUCCCAGGACCCGACACAGAAUCAAGGAGGUCAGUGGAACGCAGAACGCCGUCCUCAAGUCAGAGACAGACACCAAGACUUUAACUGUAACACACAGGCUUUUACACACAGGAUCUGACCACAGAUCAGACCCAGAGAGACUGGGGCUGGGGAGACUGGGCUGUCCUCCUGCUCCUGGCUCAGAGUAUUUACCUUACGGUAACCCAAGUCCGAGGACUGUUCAUUCCCUUCGGGAUUCAGGUGAUGCAUUAGAGACUGGCAAUGAUCUGUCUUCUUACACUACAGAGAUGGACCCUGGCAUCAUGCCCUUGGGCUUAGAGACACAGACUGAUCUGUCUAGAGGGGAAUGGAACCCCUACCGUAGUAGUGUUUACUCUGAAGGGUGCCUAGAUAAGAAAGGGGAGGUUCUAGUCAUAGAUGAAGUCACUGUGAAAGUGGAGGGCGACGCUCCUCUGACAUGGAAUGUAGAUAAGACUCACUUAGGAGGACACUCACAAGGCAGAGAUUUCUUAAAUUACAGGGAAAGCUUAGAGACAAAUCCAAAUGUCACAACCCACUCCCCUUUACACACGGUCAGGGAUCAUGAGUCAGUGUCCACGUCGAUGGGACCUUCGAAGUCACAGGACCGCGUCCUUUUCGAUCAGGUAUUGAACUCAAAGGGCCAAAAGGCUAAGGCACGGGGUAGAGGAGCAACAUCAGGCAAAAGUAAAGAGAAACGGUUCUUAUGCAUGUUCUGUAACAAAGGCUUCAGCUGCCCCCAGAAGGUGGAGAUCCACCAGAGGGUCCACACAGGGGAGAAACCCUUCGGAUGUACCCAGUGUCAUAUGCGCUUCGCUGAGGCUGGCAACCUGAAGAAGCACCAGAGGGUCCACACAGGGGAGAAACCCUUCGGCUGUACCCAGUGUCACAUGCGCUUCGCUCAGGCUGGUCACCUGAAGAGACACCAGAGGGUCCACACAGGGAAGAAAUAAUACAACUGAUCCCAGUGGAAGAACAGAUUCUCCAGCCACCACCAGUUGAAGAUGCACCUGAAGGGCCACACGGGUGAAAGGCGGUUCACCUCUAUGCAUUGUGGGAAGAGGUUGUCAGAGGAGCUACCUCAGAAUACACCAGUAGAAAAAACAUUCCACUCUAUAGCCUCUGAUGUUUAGAUCAAACACUGCAUUAAAGACAAAGAUUAAUUUUCAUUAUUGUCAACAGAAAAUCAUUUGGAAUAACCAGAGUAACAAAUUUCAGAGUUGAAUAUUCCUGCGUAGAAUAUUGCAUCCGGACAUGUGUGAUAUACACUGAGUGUACAAAACAUUAAGGAUACCUGCUCUUUCCAUAACAGACUGACCAGGUGAAUACAGGUGAAAGCUUUGAUCCCUUAUUGAUGUGAUUUUUUAAAUCCACUUCAAUCAGUGUAGAUGGAGGAGUAGACAGGUUAAAGAAGGAUUGUUACGCCUUGACACAAUUGAGACAUGUAUGUGUGCCAUUCAGAGGGUGGCUGGGCGAGACAGAAUUGUGUCUUUGUAAGGUGUAUGGUAGAACAGUUGAAGUCGGAAGUUUACAUACAUUUAGGUUGGAGUCAUUGAAACUCGUUUUUCAACCACUCCACAAAUUUCUUGUAAACAAACUAUAGUUUUGGCAAGUCGGUUUGUGCAUGAUACAAGUAAUUUUUCCAACAAUUGUUUACAGUCAAAUUAUUUCACUUAUAAUUCACUGUAUCACAAUUCCAGUGGGUCAGAAGUUUACAUACACUAAGUUGACUGUGCCUUUUAACAGCUUGGAAAAUUCCAGAAAAUUAUUUCAGGGCUUUAGAAGCUUCUGAUAGGCUAAUUGACAUGAUUUGAGUCAAUUGGAGGUGUACCUGUGGAUGUAUUUCAAGACCUACCUUCAAACUCAGUGCCUCUUUGCUUGACAUCAUGGGAAAAUCAAAAGAAAUCAGCCAAGACCUCAGAAAAAAAAUUGUGGACCUUCACAAGUCUGGUUCAUCUUUGGGAGCAAUUUUCAAAUGCCUGAAGGUACCACGUUCAUCUCUACAAACAAUAGUACACAAGUAUACACACCAUGGGACCACGCAGCCAUCAAACCGCUCAGGAAGGAGACGUGUUCUGUCUCCUAGAGAUGAACGUACUUUGGAGCGAAAAGUGCAAAUCCAUCCCAGAACAAUACCAAAAACCUUGUGAAGAUGCUGGAGGAACAGGUGAAAAGUAUCUAUAUCCACAGUAAAACGAGUCCUAUAUCGACAUAACCUGAAAGGCCGUUCAGAAAGGAAGAAGCCACUGCUCCAAAACCACCAUGAAAAAGCCAGACUACGGGUUGCAACUGCACAUAGGGACAAAGAUCGUACUUUUUGGAGAAAUGUCAUCUGGUCUGAUGAAACAGAAAUAUAACUAUUUGGCCAUAAUGACCAUUGUUAUGUUUGGAGGAAAAAGGUGGAUGCUUGCAAGCCGAAGAACACCAUCCCAAUCGUGAAGCAUGGGGGUGGCAGCAUCAUGUUGUGGGGGUGCUUUGCUGCAGGAGGGACUGGUGCACUUCACAAAAUAGAUGGCAUCAUGAGGUAGGAAAAUUGUGGAUAUAUUGAAGCAACAUCUCAAGACAUCAUUCAGGAAGUAAAAGCUUGGUCGCAAAUGGGUCUUCCAAAUGGAAAAUGAAUUAAGCAUACUUCCAAAGUUGUGGCAAAAUGGCUUUAGGACAACAAAGUCAAGGUAUUGGAGUGGCCAUCACAAAGCACUGACCUCAAUCCUAUAGAAAAUGUGUGGGCAGAACUGAAAAAGCAUGGAGCAAGGAGGCCAACAAACCUGACUCAGUUACACCAGCUCUGUCAUGAGGAAUGGGCCAAAAUUCACCCAACUUAUUGUGGGAAGCUUGUGGAAGGCUACCUGAAAUGUUUGACCCAAGUUAAACAAUUUAAAGGCAAUAAUACCAAAUACUAAUUGAGUGUAUGUAAACUUCUGACCCACUAGGAAUGUGAUGAAAGAAAUAAAAACUGAAAUAAAUUAUUCUCUCUACUAUUAUUCUGACAUUUCACAUUCUAAAAAUAAAGUGGUGAUCCUAACUGACCUAAGACAGGGAAUAUUUACUAGGAUUAAAUGUCAGGAAUUGUGAAGACUGAGUUUAAAUGUAUUUGGCUAAGGUGUAUGUAAACUUCCGACUUCAACUGUAAAUGACAGGCGCACCGGUUUGUGUCAAGAACUGUAACGCUGCUGGAUUUUUCAUGCUCACAGUUUUCUAUGUGUAUCAAGAAUGGUCCACCACCCAACGGACAUCCAGCCAACUUGUAGGAAGAAUUGGAGUCAACACGGGCCAGAAUCCCUGUGGAAAACUUUUGACAUCUUGUAAAGUCCAUACCCCAACAAAUUGAGGCUGUUCUGAGGGCAAAAGGGGGGGGUGCGCGCAACUCAAUAUUAGGAAGGUGUCAAUGUUUUGUACAAGUGUUAUAUAAUGUGUUUGAUUCUACAUGUAUUGAUUCAGGGGUUGAAUACUUAUCUAAUCAAGAGAUUCGUUUUAUUUUUCAUAUUUUAUUACUUACAAAUGUUACAUUUUUCUUACACUUUGACAUUAGAGUAUUUUGUGUAGAUCGUUGAAGAAAAAAAGGACAAUUAAAUCCAUUUUAAUUCCACUUUAACAACAACAUUUGGAAAAAGUAAAGAUGAUAUUUUGUGUUAGUACUGUGUCGGCUAAAUUAUGUUCACAAAUGCCUAUUUCAUUACUUCCAUUCAACUGCUGCAUUUUUUUCCCCCAAUAACCUUUUAAUGAGAAAAUGAAUGCAGUUUAUCAAGCAGAUUUGUAGUGGAGACAUGUGCAUGUUUGGUUUUCAUAUGGUGUAUUUUAAAAUUUGUUUUGUUUAAUAAAAACAAAAUGGACUUUU